GUUUUAAUAUUUUUUGAAAACGAGGGAAUCAAGCCUGUGUGGACAGUGAACGAGCAACAAGUGCGAGUGAAAAUGCUGGCGACGACGCGGAGAUUGACCAAGCCGUUGAUGGCGGGCGCACGUUCGUUCGCGGCCAAGGGCAAGGGCGGAGCUGCUGUGGUGGAGGAAGUUGUGGAUCUGACCAAGGUGGUGCCUACCAACAUCCUAAAGGACGGCGCCCACCCGGAGCUCAAGGACAAGUCCGAAUACCCGGAGUGGCUCUUCACGCUGCUGGAUCCUAAGCCCACGCUGGGCGAACUGGAGCGCACAGGAUUCGACAACCUGGACAUGGAGGAGCAGCACCGCUACCUCGUGCUGCUCAACCGCCGGUCGGUCAAAGCCCACAACGCUGAGAAGGCCAAGAAGUAAGCAUACACAGACUAUAGACGAAGAGCGCAGGGACGGAGAUGGCAGAGUAGGAAGGAACACAGGUGGAUGCAUCGAAUCAAAAAUGGAGACGUGUGUGUAUCGGGUUUUCGCAAAUGUGUUAAUGGUGCCAAUGGGGUAGAGAUGUUACGGAAGUUGUGCUGUUCCAAUUCCUUGGCUGGCUGUUAAUUGGGCGUUUUGAUACAGCUUCAGAUGAUGCAGUGUCUUGAAUUGGAACAGGUAUAGAGUUACCGUUGAUCUCAUGCUUCUACUGCUUUCUGACACAACGUCCAAAUUUGAUACGAAAACAAUGGCCUAGGACGUGCUCGGAAAUCCUCCAGGCACGAGCUGGAUCACACAAGGAUACGAUCGUUAUCUUGUUAGCUGCAUAGC
This is a messenger RNA of Phytophthora nicotianae INRA-310, 798 nucleotides long. RefSeq lists its product as hypothetical. The transcript has a single exon. NCBI's taxonomy places the organism in Eukaryota, Oomycota, Peronosporomycetes, Peronosporales, Peronosporaceae. The record is from RefSeq and is a predicted model, not a curated record. The coding region runs from base 73 to 408 and encodes 111 amino acids. Gene Ontology annotation, molecular function: structural constituent of ribosome. Gene Ontology annotation, cellular component: mitochondrial large ribosomal subunit.